Polyodon spathula (Mississippi paddlefish) is the source of this 2458-nucleotide messenger RNA. RefSeq names its product 8-oxo-dGDP phosphatase NUDT18-like. Bases 142 to 1113 code for a protein of 323 amino acids. The record is from RefSeq and is a predicted model, not a curated record. The transcript has 3 exons. Lineage: Eukaryota; Metazoa; Chordata; Actinopteri; Acipenseriformes; Polyodontidae. Gene Ontology annotation, molecular function: 8-oxo-dGDP phosphatase activity; magnesium ion binding; 8-oxo-GDP phosphatase activity.
UUGUGUAUUUAAGACAUCGGUCGACACCUGUAGUAUUUUAAGCGUCAUGCCUGUGGGUUAAUCGUGCAUUGGUAAACGUCUUCCGUUGCAAUACAUAAUAUACUCAUAAUAUACGUCCUGUUGUAUUCUACACUCAUAGUGAUGGGCUCUGCUGAAGAACAGGUGGACAAGAUUUUAAAUGGCGAGGCGGUCCAGAUAUCCGGCUUUGAUUCAUCUCCUGAAACGGUUCGAUCAGUCGCUAUAAGGAAAACGGUCUGCUAUAUUGUGAGCGCAGUCAUCUUCAAUGAUAAGAACGAGGUCCUGAUGAUGCAGGAGGCAAAGAGAGACUGCUAUAAGAUGUGGUAUCUACCAGCUGGAAGAAUGGAAGAGAACGAGACCAUUGUAGAUGGGAUGAGGAGAGAGGUGAAGGAAGAGACUGGAUUGGAGUGUGACCCUGUCACCCUGCUGCUUGUGGAGGAAAGUGGUCCCAGUUGGAUCAGAUUUACAUUUCUCGCAGAAGUGACAGGCGGCAGUAUAAAGACUACAGCAGAAGCUGACUCAGAAUCCCUUCAGGCCCAGUGGUGGGACAGAGUUUCUCCCCUUCCUCUGAGAGCCAAGGACAUCCUGCAUCUCAUUGAGGCUGGCGUUAAGUACAGAGAGGGCCCUUGGUUUCCUCACACCCUGCCUGUGGAACUACCGUGCCCAGUCGUCUACCAAAAUGCCAUGGUAACAUAUUCAGAGUCCAGUAACAACUUGUGGUUAUUGCUUGCCGCAGGGCAACACCUUCCAGUCACAGUAUCUGGUACCCCUCCCUCUGUGAGAUCACAUACGGUCGAAGCGGCUGUUUAUAGGCUAGUGAAGGAAUGCAUGCAGCUCUCGCAAGUAAAGAUUAAAACCCAGGGUAUUUUAGGACUGCAGCAUCACGGAAAAAACCCAGGAAAUACGGACGGGAUCUGUUUUAAUACACUGCUGUCUAUCGAACACAAUUCUACCAGUGGUGCAAGCGAUGGGCUUCCUCCAGUACUGAACAGUGACAAGUUCCGCUGGUGGAAGGUAGGCAAUGACAGUCUGAAAGACAAGAUCCUGCAAAGACUGGCUUCGCUUUCUGUUGUUCCUAUUCAUGCCUUAUUUUAAAACUGAAAUACUACCGACUCGAGAUCUACGGCAGUGAAAACACAGAUAAAGCAUGCAAGAACUGAGCCACUAACUUCCAUUAAACUUUGCACUGUACUGUCUGUAAAAAAUGAAGUGAUUUCUAUUUAACGAAGAGCUGGGGAACAGGGUUGUUUGCUGGGCUUUGCCUUAUUAUAAUGUACUGUUAAUAAUCUCAGAUGUGGUUAAUGUUUAGGAGCAAUAGUGUAUUUCCACUGUCCACUGUCACCAUGCUUAGAUGCAAGCUAAAAUUGUAAAGCACCCUUUGAUUGAAAAUCUGUGCUAAAAAGAGGAAUGCAAAGACAUUUUACUCACCAACAUCAUGUCUGAUCCAUGUGUACUCAUUAUUCAGCCUGUUUGCAUGCAAUUCUCACUAAAGUGAAACCCACUAGUUUGCAGAAGACUGUUCUCAUCAAGAAUGGUGACUGCUUCUCACAGCGGAAAUCACAUACAGAAACUGAGCGAAAGCAACACUUUGAAACAGGGUUCCUCCAUUUUAUAUCUUUUUUUUUUUUUUGUUAUGUCUUUAGAUUUACCAGUCACGUCCGAGGUGGUGGGAGUAAACGUUGUAAACACCUUUAUAAGCUUGAUAUGGGGCGAAAAAAAUUGAAGUGACACUUCUGGAUUACACAAGCAUAUUAAAAGCUUCACCAAACCUUUAUAGAUGUCAGUCCCAUCUAAUUGGGGAUAUGUGGGUUUGAACAACAUGUGUUUGUGAAAGCAUUAGUGUGCUAAAUGCUGCCCAUGACUCCAAAGUAAAAAACUGUUUUCUAACCACUAAUGCAUCAAAGGCCAGGGACCACAAACCCCUAGCUUUUCCAUUGGAAGAAAAUGCACUUGCAGGGCACAUAUCAGAGUACAUCUUCUGGAAAUGAUCCAUUAGUAUAGCCUUGAUUUCUUGUUAAAAUCUUUUCCUGUAAAUGUAUUUAAUUUAGAAUAAUGCACUGCACGUGAUAAAUCUGGACUAUAUGACUUUCUUUUGAGAUUUAAUUCCCAUAAAACAUGCUUUCAUACACGGUACCAAACCUCGUGAGUCGAUAAGUUAACACUUAUUCAGCACAUACUGUGUCUUAAGACUGCAAGUCCAAAUGCUGGUAUGUUGCUGUGUAGUAUCAAUGGCUUCUUUCCAAACUAAAAGGGCAAUUAUUUAAAUAAAGAAGUUACAUUCUCCAAUAAAGGAACAUAAAAUGUCAAAGUAGUAUGACAAACAUAAAACAGGUUCACAUGGCAUACUAUGCAUAAUUUUUUCACAAAUAAUAGCACAAAUCUUAAAAUAUUAAUGGACAUAUUCUACAACCGCAGACAACAGAAAAUAAAUCACACAUAU